Molecule: messenger RNA, 2070 nt
Organism: Tremella mesenterica DSM 1558
Lineage: Eukaryota; Fungi; Basidiomycota; Tremellomycetes; Tremellales; Tremellaceae
Exons: 5
Coding region: 1-2070 (689 amino acids)
Biological process (GO): regulation of transcription by RNA polymerase II
Molecular function (GO): DNA-binding transcription factor activity, RNA polymerase II-specific; RNA polymerase II cis-regulatory region sequence-specific DNA binding
Source: RefSeq, a predicted model, not a curated record
AUGACAUCGCUCACUCAUUAUAGACAUCGUCAACUGUGUUUCACCGCCUUACCAUCUUCGACCAACGCCUCAAUCACACCUGAUUCAUAUUUCGAUAUCAACCCCAUUACAUCUGUCCGAGAGUACGCCCUCCUCAUCCCCGCCCUAGGGACCGUUGCACGGCACCGAACCGAAAGUUUGACUGUAGAAGAUAUGGAUACGCAAUACCCAUAUGACAGAGAGAGGGAGAGAGAUCGGCGAGAAGAUUACUCUCAACAUCCUCAGCCACAUCCUCAAACACAACCUCAACAACAACAACAACAUCAGCAAUCACAACCUCAACCUCCACAACAAUCACCACCUCCGACUGCUUCCCCAUUCGCCUUUGCUCCUCCUCCUCUGAGCUCUCAAUCUCGACCACCGAUGGCCAUGCAUCAAUCGGAUCCGACUCCCGUUGGCCCUCCGGUGGGCAUCGGACCUGUCGUACAUAAUCCCGUUCAUUCUCAACCUCAAGCAGGUCCAUAUCCUUCUCCAACGUUCUUCAAGCAGCAAGUCGAUCACGGUAUUCAGUAUCCUUACCCUGUGCCUACUCCUUCACCUUCCGGGGCAUAUCGCUCUUAUGACAACGAAGGCAAAAUAUCGCCCGUCCAUUCUAUUCAACGUCCAUCUUUACAACCACAACAGUCACACGGGGGUGUAAUGAUGCACCAUCUCUCACCUGUCCCCCCAUCCCCUUCGGUAGGAGCAGGAAGUAGCGCGUCAUUCCCUCCAACAGGUUACCACACCACUCCGUCCACUUAUGCCCCCAGUACUUCUUCUUAUCCUAGCUAUAGAUCCUUACCAACUUAUCCGAUUGGUCCGACAUCUCAAUCACCUCGUCCUGGUCCGUAUAGUAUCCCGAAUUACUACACUAAUGAGGUCUCUGGUAUUCAACAUUCUGCAGAGAUGCCUAGGUCAUUAUCAUAUCCCUCCAACUAUUCUCAGCCCUAUGGGUACCAUUCCAGCAUGUCGACACCGUCUUUGAGUAACGCUUUCUCUUUACCUCCUCUGGCGCGACACAACACGUUGAGUCAUCUAGGUCCUGGAAUGUCGGACAUGGAUAUGAACAGAGGAUCAGGUGGUGGUUAUUCAUUCCACAGUCGAUUACCUUUAGUGGAGAGACCAUACAAAUGCGACGAAUGCGUGCAAAGUUUUAAUCGGAAUCACGAUUUGAAGAGACAUAAACGAAUCCAUUUGGCUGUCAAACCUUUCGGUUGUGAUAAGUGCGGAAAAACCUUUUCUCGCAAAGAUGCAUUACGGCGACAUUGGUUAGUAAAGGGAUGUCGAGGUGACGAAGGUGCUACAGCUCCUAUCAAUCCUAUAUACCCUAUGUCUAAUCCACCUGCAGCAUCCUCACCCAGUCCACCAAACCACGAACCUUUCACAUCCUCCGCUCUCUCAUUUUCCCAUCCUAGUGCACCACCUUCACUGAACACUCUUCCCUCUCGUCAAGCGUCCGACCAAUCUCAAAUCCUCGUCACACCAUCAGAUGUAAACUCUCACCGUGACCUGCUCACGCCAAUGGAUGAUCCGGUAGUCAUCAUAUCAGGCUCAGGUAGAGAGUCUGAAUCUUCUGAACUUGGUACCGGAUACUUUGACGGUGUUGUCGGUCUCAAAAACGAUGGAACAGCUUUGAUGGAAAGAUCUUCAAGUGGGACUAUCACUCAAAAGAAUCCACCUUAUUCUAGAUCAAAUAGACAUCAUCCUUAUCGUCGUCCGAGUCAGCAACAAGGUAGUUCUCCAAAUAAAAGACAAAGUCCUACAUCUUUAGGUCCGGAUGGUAAACCAGUAUUUGCUAUUCCUUUCUCUCCCGCUCAACAGAAUCAAUACGAUGGGAUGAUUGUGAAUCAGGGACAGGGACAAGGACAAGGGGAUGGGGCGCAGAUGGAAAGACAGGGUAGUGGUGGGACUGAAGGUGAUCACACGACAUGGCAAAGGUGGCACAGACCUUCUUUCCCAUUCCCCGCCCCACCCAUACAUUACACAUACGACCCUUCUUCCCCUUCCGCAUCUACCUCCAUCGAUGUUCUUCCACAGAGUUUCACCCAAUGA